This is a messenger RNA of Acanthochromis polyacanthus (spiny chromis), 4066 nucleotides long. Its product is annotated as zinc finger protein 665-like. Gene Ontology annotation, molecular function: DNA-binding transcription factor activity; RNA polymerase II cis-regulatory region sequence-specific DNA binding. The transcript has 4 exons. Gene Ontology annotation, biological process: regulation of transcription by RNA polymerase II. The record is from RefSeq and is a predicted model, not a curated record. NCBI's taxonomy places the organism in Eukaryota, Metazoa, Chordata, Actinopteri, Pomacentridae. Bases 449 to 2893 code for a protein of 814 amino acids.
UUGCAAUAGCGGUUCAUGCGCUACAUGAUACCGGCGGGCCAGCUCUAGUGUUUAAUUGGUAUUGCCUCGCGGGCCAAAUAUAACUACAUUGCGGACCAAAUUUGGAAACCAUGAUCGAGAGGGUCGUAGCCAUAGACUACAGUCGCCCCGGAGCGUUGUUUUGUUGACACUAGCGACGGAACGAACAUGUGCCCGCCGAGAGAAGCAGCUUAAAGUUUGUGAGGGUGAAUUUGUUGGGCAGCAGCGGGUGAAACGGGUCAAUACGGACUGCGAGCUGCUGCCGAGCCGCUUCCAUCAAACAGUCCGUCCGCUUCGAGGACUUCUCCGGCAUCUGGAGGGACAAGAGCUUCUCACACAUCGUCUGGUGAUUGGCAGAAGGAGGAUAGUCUGACGGAGGAGCAGAGGAACGUUGUCAGCCAUUUGGUCUGAGCUCAACAACAGAGGAAAAAUGGAUUCUUCACAAAAAAAACGUAAAAACAGCAAUGGAGUGAGACAUCAGAAAUCUGAAGAGGAAAGCAACACUUCCCCAACAACAACAAACAGAAAUGAAUCACUCAGUUGUGAACAAUGCGGCAAGACUUUUAUCACAGCAAAAAAGCUAAGAUAUCACCAGCGUUGUCACACUGUGGACAAACCAUUCAGCUGUGAUCAGUGUGGGAAGACAUUUACUCACAAGUGUAUAUUAACAAGGCAUCAAGUCAUUCACAGUGGAGUUAGAGCAUUCAGCUGUGAUCAGUGUGGGCAAACGUUCACUCGCAAGAGUCAUUUAACAAGCCAUCAACUCAUUCACAGUGAAGUUAGCCCAUUCAGCUGUGAUCAGUGUGGGAAAACAUUUACUAAUAAGUAUAGUUUAACAGCUCAUCAACUCGUUCACAGUGGAGUUAGACCAUUCAGCUGUGAUCAGUGUGGGAAAACAUUUACUCACAAGGGUAGUUUAACAGCUCAUCAACUCAUUCACAGUGGAGUUAGACCAUUCAGCUGUGAACAGUGUGGGCAGACUUUUACUCUCAAGAGUAAUUUAACAACCCAUCAACUCAUUCACAGUGGAGUUAGACCAUUCAGCUGUUAUCAUUGUGGGAAGACAUUUACUCAAAAGUAUAGUUUAAUAAAUCAUCAGUUCAUUCACAGUGGAGUUAGACCAUUCAGCUGUCAUCAGUGUGGGAAGACAUUUACUCAGAAGAAUAGUUUAACAAGGCAUCAACUCAUUCACAGUGGAGUUAGAGCAUUCAGCUGUCAUCAGUGUGGGAAGACAUUUACUCAAAAGGAUAGUUUAACAGCUCAUCAACUCAUUCACAGUGGAGUUAGAGCAUUCCGCUGUGAUCAGUGUGGGGAGACAUUUAGUCGCAAGGCUAGUUUAACAAGCCAUCAACUAAUUCACAGUGAAGUUAACCCAUUCAGCUGUGAUCAGUGUGGGAAGACAUUUACUCGCAAGAGUGGUUUAACAAGCCAUCAACUCGUUCACAGUGGAGUUAGAGCAUUCAGCUGUCAUCAGUGUGGGAAGACAUUUUCUCACAAGGGUAGUUUAACAAGCCAUCAACUCAUUCACAGUGGAGUUAGACCAUUCAGCUGUGAUCAGUGUGGGAAGACAUUUACUCACAAGAGGAGAUUAACAAGCCAUCAACUCAUUCACAUUGGAGUUAGACCAUUCAGCUGUGAUCAGUGUGGGAAGACAUUUUCUCACAAGAGUGACUUAACAAGACAUCAACUAAUUCACAGUGGGGUUAGAGCAUUCAGCUGUGAUCAGUGUGGGAAGACAUUUACUCUCAAGAUUAAUUUAAAAAGCCAUCAACUAAUUCACAGUGGAGUUAAACCAUUCAGCUGUGAUCAGUGUGGGAAAACAUUUACUCACAAGAGUAGUUUAACAAGCCAUCAGCUCGUUCACAGUGGAGUUAGACCAUUCAGCUGUGAUCAGUGUGGGAAGACAUUUACUUACAAGAGUAGUUUAACAAGCCAUCAACUCGUUCACAGUGGAGUUAGACCAUUCAUCUGUGAUCAGUGUGGGAAAACAUUUACUCUCAAGAGUCAAUUAACAACCCAUCAACUAAUUCACAGUGGCGUUAGACCAUUCAGCUGUGAUCAGUGUGGGAAAACAUUUACUCUCAAGAGUCAAUUAACAACCCAUCAACUCAUUCACAGUGGAGUUAGACCAUUCAGCUGUGAUCAGUGUGGGAAGACAUUUACUCACAAGAGUGGUUUAACAACCCAUCAGCUAAUUCACAGUGGAGUUAGACCAUUCAACUGUCAUCAGUGUGGGAAGACAUUUACUCACAAGAGUGGUUUAACAAGCCAUCAACUCGUUCAUAGUGGAGUUAGACCAUCCAACUGUGAUCAGUGUGUGAAAACCGUUGCUCGACAUGAAGAGUUAUUGAUCCAUCAAUGCCCCCAUUCUGGUAGACAGCUGUACCACUGUGACCACUGUGAAAAAACCUUCAAGCGCAAAGCAAGCCUAAAGUGUCACCAACGCAUCCACACUGGACAUGAUGUGUGCAUAUGUGACCACUGUGGCAAACUAUUUGCAAAUUUCUCACAGUUAAAAGCUCAUGCAGUUACUCACACCAGGGUUAAACCGUACCGCCGUGACCAGAAGGGGAAAGGCUUCAACAACACUGGAGUCGCUCACCAAUAUGACCACGCUGGGGACAGACCCUACAGAUGUGAUGAGUGUAUUAAGACUUUUAGAACUUUGGGUUCCCUAAAACAACACCAGCAGAUCCACACCAGAAAGAAAACAUUCAAGCAGGGUCACAGUAAGCAGAGCGACACAGAUAUGCACAAUGGCCACAAAGUGAACGCCUGCCAAGAAGAUUGCCUGAUGCCGGGUUCAGUACAAGUUCCUGAAGUCGUCCACAAACUUAAAGUCCUUGAGAUCAGACUCCACAGAAUUCAGGUGUAAUCUCUUGUUUAGUGAAUGUUGCACUAGACUGAUCAUGUUUUAAUCAUCUCUCUAUUUCUAUUUUCUGAUGAGGUUUCCUUAAUUUCUACUACAAAGUAAAAAUAAAGGAUCAGCAAGUACAGUCCUGUAAAGAGUGUUCACCCCACUUAGAAGUUUUUCCCCUGUUAUUGGUUUUAAUCCAGUAAAGAAUGAGUGACCAAGGACGAAAGAAGUGAGAGAGGUCACCAAGACACCUAAUACUCCUCUGAAGGAGUUCCAAGCUUCAGCAGCUGAGAUGGGAGAUACUGUAAAUACAAAAAAUGUUGUCUGUUUUUUACCACUCAAAGCUUUAUGGGAGAGAAAAAGAAAGACUCUGUCAAGAAAAGUUCUUAUUAUAUCUGGACUAGUGUUCAGCAGAAGACAUGGAGAUUUUGAAGUCAACUGAAGAAGGUUCUUUGGUUUGACUUUCUCUUUAUACUUUGGUGCACUGCUGUAGGGAGCAGGCUGAAAAUCCUGGUUUGAGCUUCAACACCAUGAACUUACUUUUGUUUUUGUUUUUAAAAAAAUGAAAUUGUAGCUUACAUACUGUUAAGUGUUGUCUUUUUCGAUUGUUUUAAAUGCUCAUUCAUUAAAUUUUCCUUUGGUUGCUUCAUUUAAAUCCACAUCCACUGGUUCUUUAGCGUAAAGUUUUAGCACAGUAUAUCAAAUGGUGUAGCAAAGCACCAACCAAACAACACGACCAAUCAACCAGACACAUCAAGCAAACAACCAACCAACCAAAACAAGCCAAAAGACCAAGCAGACAGGCCAUCCAACCAUUCAAUCAACUGACCGACCAACCAACAGACCAAACAAACAAGCAAACAACAGAUCAAGCAACCAACAAAACAAACAACAGGCUUGACCAACAGACAGCCAGUAAUUUGUUAAGUUAAUACAAAUUUAUGAUAAUCAACUCUGAACCCUUAAGAUUCAUCUUGCAUGAAAUGUAGUAAAAUAGUUAAAGGUCAUUCUCUCAACCACCUGCAAGGGCAAAACUGACAUAUACAGUAAUAUGCCACACCCAGGGGCUGGUUUUUUUUAAUUUUUUUUAUCCUAGAACUACUUUUUGCUUAUAGUCAAUGUACUUUUUCUUCAGUGUAAUUUACGUUUUUACUGUUAUUUUUACUUCAAUAAAAGGAUGUAAUACUUCCA